Messenger RNA from Alosa sapidissima (American shad), 810 nucleotides. Its product is annotated as mid1-interacting protein 1A-like. The coding region runs from base 190 to 660 and encodes 156 amino acids. Lineage: Eukaryota; Metazoa; Chordata; Actinopteri; Clupeiformes; Clupeidae. Gene Ontology annotation, biological process: regulation of lipid biosynthetic process. The transcript has a single exon. The record is from RefSeq and is a predicted model, not a curated record. Gene Ontology annotation, cellular component: cytosol.
AGCCAGAACAAGCUUGAAAGUAAACCGGGAGAAAAUAACGCAAGACUCCUCGAACGAAACUAAAACUUGAACCUGACAGGACCAAUAACUAUACGCAUCGAUUUUUUUCCUGUUUGCUGAACUUGAAGACUACUACAUUCCUUUUAUUUUAUCUUUCCUGAGUUUGUUAACAACGCAUAGUCUGUCAAAAUGAUGCGCAUCACGGACACCUACACCCAGAAGAACUCUCUGCUGAACGCCAUGAACCGCUUCAUCGGCGCCGUGAACAACAUGGACCAGACGGUGAUGGUGCCCAGCUUGCUGCGUGACGUGCCGCUGGAGCACGAGAAGGAGCCGGAGGUGAGCGCGCCCGGGAGCUACCUGCGGGACGCCGAGGCCGACAUGUUCAGCUACUACACGCAGCUCAAGUCAAUCCGCAACGACAUCGAGUGGGGAGUUCUGGGGCGCGCGGAUGAGCUGCGACGCAAGGAGAAAGAGUGCUUCGCACAAGAAGCCCCCCGCGCCAACGACAACGAAACGAGCGAAGAGGUUGACCUGGAGCAGCUGUUCCGGUUCCAUCUGAAGGGCUUGCACGGGGUGCUGUCAAAACUCACACACCAGGCCAACGAUUUGACCCACCGCUACAAGCAGGAGAUUGGCAUCGCGGGCUGGGGCCAGUGAGAAGCCAUUAUCGCACGCGCACUUCCACCUGCUGCUUGAACGUUCGACCAUGACCACCUUCGCACAGCACAACGCGGAGAAGAGUUGAACCUUUUUAAAAACAUGAGAUGUUCCGCAAAGAGUUCUCAAAGAAAGAAGAGAACGAGAGAA